Molecule: messenger RNA, 3267 nt
Organism: Penicillium cinerascens
Lineage: Eukaryota; Fungi; Ascomycota; Eurotiomycetes; Eurotiales; Aspergillaceae
Product: SAPS family protein
Exons: 4
Coding region: 1-3267 (1088 amino acids)
Cellular component (GO): nucleus; cytosol
Molecular function (GO): protein phosphatase binding; protein phosphatase regulator activity
Source: RefSeq, a predicted model, not a curated record
AUGUUCUGGCGUUUUGGGGGAUAUGCAAGUAUCUCCACCAUCGAUACCCUAUUGGACAAGCCCGAGAUCACCCUCGAGGACCUGCUGGAUGAGCCGGAGAUCAUCCAGGAGCUGAAACAGCAUAAUACGAAACUCAUAGAAUACCUGCGCGAGGAUCAUGUCUUGAAACGGCUUAUGGACUAUGUCACUGCACCAAGCUUGGUAAAUGACGACGAAGAAAAUGACGACGAAGCCCACGAAUCGGGCGCCGCGAAGGAAUCAGGCGCCGAGUCUGCGACACACGAACAAGCAGACAAUGAACAUGAAGAAGAGAAGGAAGAGAAAGGGUCGGACCCGCUGAAGGGUGUUCUGGACUCUGAUGACCUUGAAAAAGUCGAAAAGACUCGCUUGAAGCAUGCGUAUGUCGCGUGCGAGAUUCUCUCUUCGGAGACAUGGUCUAUUCUGGAGUCUAUUAUGGCAAACCCUUCCUCCCUUCGCGACUUCUGGGGUUUCCUGCGGCGACCCCCGCCUCUCGACUCCAUACAGGCAUCUUAUUUCACCAAAGUGAACGAGACCCUGCUCGAUAAAAAGACUGAGGAGAUGUUCGAUUUCUUGAAGUCGAUGGAUGGAAUUGUUGCAGCACUGCUGCAGCAUGUCGACAACCCCAUGGUCAUGGAUCUGUUGCUGAAGAUCAUCAGCUUGGAGAAGGCCGAGGGUGGCCAAGGCACCGUGGACUGGCUGCAAUCUCAGGACCUGAUCCCAACUCUGCUGUCAUUCCUCGCGCCUGAUUACCCAGGUUCGGUGCAAACCUCCGCAGGCGACUUCCUUAAAGCGAUUAUCACAAUUUCCGCAAAUGCGACUCCCAACGACCAGUCGUGCAUCGGCCCCAACAGCCUCACCCGCCAGCUGGUAUCUCCUGAGUGCAUCCAACAGCUGGUCAAUGCGAUGCUAAAGGGCGGCAACCCGCUGACCGUGGGAGUCGGUAUAGUUAUCGAGGUCAUUCGCAAGAAUAACUCGGAUUAUGACCCGGAGAAUCUGGGUGGUUCCGAAUCCAUGCCCACACCUUACGACCCCAUCUACCUCGGACACUUGCUUCGGACAUUCGCUCAGCACAUUCCCGAUUUCAUGGCUCUGAUCCAAAGCUCCAAGCACACGGUCUACGAUGGCACCCAGCUCAAGACUGUCGACCGAGGUCGUCUGAGUUCUGCAUGGGGCGCCAAGAUCGAGCCUCUUGGCUUCGAUCGUUUCAAGACUUGCGAGUUGAUGGCUGAAUUGCUUCACUGCAGUAACAUGGGUCUUCUCAAUGAGCCUGGCAGUGACGAAUAUGUCCGGCAUCGCAACGAGGAGCGUGAGAGGUUGAUUCGCGAAGGAUUCUUCAAUCCUCGCCGCGAUGAGCACGAGGGUGCUGAUUACAACGAUACCACCGUAGAUUUCACAAAUGGCUCGGCUAUGGAUACUGGAUCGCCGGAGGCUCGCAAGGCUGAGCUGCAGCAUGCCGGUGAAGAGGAGGGCUUUGAGGAUGUCGGUGCCUCUGGUGAUUUGGCUGGCGAAAAGGAAGAGGGCAAAGCGGAAGGCUCAAAGGACACUGCGGCCGAGUUAGUUUCUGCGGAAAAAACCGACAUCGAGGGAGAUGCUCCAUCACCUCCUACUGGUCUAGCAGACCAGGUGAGCGAAAUCAAGCUUGAAAGCGAAUCUCAAGAAAAGCAAGCAUCCACGCCAGAUGCAAAGAACCAGGAUCCGGUUUCUGCUCAGCCUGAGGACGAACAGCCAGCUGAGUCCACCUCUCAGCUAGCUGAUGCUGAGCCCACUCAGGAAACCGAAACGGCCAAUGACGGAGGCGCCGAAGACGCUGCUGAGCAGUAUAUUCAGUAUGACACAGAUGGACGCCCCGUGGUUGGAGAUUAUUUGAAGAUCCAGUUCGUUGAGAAUAAGGUCGUUCCCACGAUACUGGGCUUUUUCUUCCGAUUCCCGUGGAAUAACUUCCUUCAUAAUGUUGUGUAUGACGUGGUCCAGCAGGUCUUCAACGGCCCCAUGGAACGUGGUUACAACCGCGCGCUAGCCAUCAACGUAUUCGAACACGGCCAGAUCACAACUGCCAUCGUCGCAGGACAGAAGCGCAGUGAUGAGGCCCAGAAGACCAAGCAGAUCCGCCUUGGCUACAUGGGACAUUUGACCCUGGUUGCGGAGGAGGUCGUCAAGUUCAGCGAACGCCACCCGCCAGAGCUGCUUUCACGGUCCGUUAUGGAAUCGGUGUUGAAUCCAGACUGGAUUGACUACGUCGAGCAAACCCUCUCCGAAACCCGGGAACGGGAUAAUGCUAUUCUGGGCGGCGUCCGUCCAGAAAUGUCUGUUGGGCCGAGGCAGACGGUUAUUAGCUCUGGCCAGGGUUUCAACAACACCUCUAAUGCCCUGGCUGAAGCUGGACUAAAUGGUGGAAUCGGUGGUUCCUCCUUCCAAGGCUUCGACCUCAACCAGGGCAGUGUCUCUGGAGGAGCAUCCGGCGGUGGUGGAUCCGCCCUCCUGAGCGGCUUUGGCAGCUCGAGCGAUGAUGAGGAUGAAGAAAUGGAGGACCAAGAGGACAGAGACGCCGGCAUUGCUGAAGGCGAUUCUGAGAAUGUGACCUCGCCUUCUGCUAGCCAGCCCAUUCCUAUCUUACCUCCGCCUCCUGCUCCCCUGAGCCUUGGUCCUUCUAGAGCUCGGCGCCAACUGGCAGCACGUCUUGCGGCCCAAAAGCAGCAAGCAAGUGAGAAUGCAGACGGUGAAGAGGAUGAGGAAAGGACUGAACGGGAUGAGGGCCGUGAUUCUCAAUGGCCCAGUAAUCCGUUCGUGAUUGCAGGAGUUGACGACGAUGCCGAAGGAGGCUCGGCGUUCCCCAACUCCGACUUCCCGGCCAGCGCAGACAUGGUCUCUCCCACAUUCCCCGGGUCAGGGUUCAGCCCGCCGGACUCAUUGUCCAACUCAUCCGAUGAGGAUGGCGACGGUCGAUCAGAAGCCGUGCGACGACAUGUCCGCGUGCCCCUCGAAGUCGAGGAUGAGGACGAUGAGAUGGGCGAGAUGGUGGGGCCCAGUGCCACUGGGAUGAUCGACUCGGAUGAUGAAGACGAAGCCAUUAUCAAUGAGUCAUUGGGUUAUUCCAACCUGCCGGGUCAAACACGCUACAGCGGCUUCCGCCGACCGCGGGCCGUGAGCUCCCAUUUCGACGACGACCAAAACGACAGCAGUGACGGCGAGGAUGAUGGACUGGUGGAGAUCUUAGUCCCAGGCCGCAAAUCCUCAACCUCCAACUAG